UCAACAACAAAAUAUUUUGAUGAAAACAUUUUCUUUUUCUAAGUUUUUAGUGGUUUGAAUAUUCAGACGUCCACUAUUCAACAGUGAUCCGAUAGAGAAAAGAUAUCUACACGUCACAGAACUAUGGACUUGUUGCCAAGGCAUCGAGACCAGUUUCGGUCUGCUGGCUACUGGGAGGAGUUCUUUAAGAAACGAGGAAAGAAAUCCUUUGAAUGGUAUGGAGAAUAUGCCGAUAUCUGUGGUAUCCUCCACAAAUAUGUCAAAACAUCCGACAAGAUCCUCAUGGUCGGCUGCGGCAACUCGCAACUUAGUGCAGACAUGUACGACAUUGGCCUCCAGGCGAUCACAAAUGUCGACAUCAGUGACGUGGUCAUCAAACAGAUGAAGGAGAAAAAUAAAGACAGGACAGAAAUGAGCUUUGUUAAAAUGGAUGUAACAAAGAUGGACUUUGAGGCUGGAUCCUUUUCAACAGUGAUAGACAAGGGAACACUGGAUGCAUUGUUCACAGACAAAAGUGACGAUGUUGUGAAAACAGUUGAGAAAAUGUUCGCUGAAAUCGGUAGAGUUUUACGAGUUGGUGGCCGCUAUAUCUGCGUCUCGUUGGCUCAGAGACAUAUACUUGAUAAGAUAAUGGACUAUUUUGUUGGCAUAGGAUGGCCAGUUCGGCUACAUCGAGUUGUCGAGGAUCCUGACAAGGAAUUAGAGAAGGAAUUCCACAUGCCUGUGUUCGUGUUUGUCAUGACCAAGUUUAUGCCGAUGCCGAAUCCUAUCAAGAUUCUUGAAGUGUGUUACAAUGAAGAUAAGAUUGAGCGAGUGAGCUCAACAGAUGAGGUGGUAGCUGUAGUGGAGUCCAUGCAGCAUUACGCACUGGCCAGACAGCAGCUAAAUAAAAGGUCCUUAGAUGCAAAUGAUGGUCAAAUAAACAUCGAGCUGUUCAGUCCAGCAUCCUCCAGCCCCCGCUACACCAUGAAUGUUGUGGACCGCGAUGUUAGAGUUUCUAAAAAUAGGAAGUUUGCUAUAUUCAUUGUGCCUCAGGGAAGAGAAGUAGAGUGGCUGUUUUCAACAGACCAGGGACGGGUGCAACUGGCACAAUCCGCUGGGUUUAAACGUCUGAUAGUGGUGGCGCUCCAUCGCGACCAGAAGUAUGACAGCCUCGAUGCAAUCCAAGCGGAAUUAUCAAGUAAAGUAAUGGAGCUGGCUCCUCCUAAUCUAGGGGAUAUCAAGGUUCCGUUUCUGUCAAUUGGAGAUGAGAUUGGACAGCGCUCCAUCAAACAUCGGGGAACCAAUAAAAUGACUGGAGAUUAUGUCAUAGAAGACGUCAUUACAGAAGGUGACAUCAUGCGACGUCUCAUCUUCCUGAAUAAUCCGAUGGUUGUUCAGUCAGAAGCCAGGAUGACAAAAGUACAAAUCAAGAAAAAGGGUGGGAAGAACAAGACCACUAAGAUGGUAGUGGACACUAGCCACUUGGCGUGUCAGUUCCAUGUUGGAAUGGUGGCUGGUCUAGCUUUUGUGGAGGACUUUCAAAAAUUAUCAGAGUCAAGAAUUGACAUCGCCCUGAUUGGUCUAGGUGGAGGUAGCCUUGCCAUGUAUUUACACGAUGCCUAUCCAAAUAUCUACCUUGAUGCCAUUGACAUCGAUCCCGAUACCCUGCAGAUCGCCACUGACUGGUUCGACUUUCAAGCAGACGAUCAUCUGCGCGUGUUCAUCUGUGAUGGGUUAGCUUACAUCGACAAGUUAGCAAAACAAGGUCUCAAGAAACAUGUGAUCAUGUUCGACGUGGACUGUAAAGACAUGAGUCUUGGGAUGUCGUGUCCACCAAGAGCGUUUGUUGAGAAAGAGGUGCUGGAGAAGGUCGAUAAAAUCUUACAUCCUGAAGGAGUUUUUAUCCUAAAUCUUUCAUGUCGUAACAAAGACAUCGAGAAAGAAGUGUUGGACGAAAUGAAGACCGUCUUCCGUGGAAUGUUUAGUAAACAAGUCCAAGAUGAUGUCAAUAAACUUGUUUACGCCUUGCCAAGUUCGAGGUCACAUUCUCAGGAUCUGAAGGACGCGCAGCUGCUCGGUUACAAUCUCCGGCGAACGGCGGGGAUUUUGCAAGAUUUGAUGAAGUCUCGUGCCGCGAGUAAGAAGGAUGGAUCAGCUGGAUUGGUGGCCAUGUUGGAAGAUUUGGUUAUUGUGUAACCAUGGCAACUCCUAAAGGAAGAGUGUAGUUAAGGGACAGUACUUCGCGACAGUAGUGUCUCAUAAGUCGGACUUUUGGCAGUAUGGCAAAAGUUAUUUUCCUACAAAUUAUCCUCGGCAUACAUAUUAUGGUACACGUCUGUAUAAUAUUUUGUGCUUGUUGUAUCUGGACUAUUGAAGUACAUUUAUGGUGCUAUUUAUUUCAAACUGCUCACCCUUGGAUAAUAAAGUUGAUGAAAUAUUUAGAUCUAUCAGGUAUGUUGGACUAACGCUUUCUUUCCUACGUGUUCAAAAUCUUACAGGAGGGAAAUUUAUUGAAUGAUUUCAUGCAUUUGAAUUUGUUUACAAUAUCAACUGUGAAAUAAAAGUGCUUAGUUCAAUAAGUGUAGAAAUUGGCAGAUAGCCUUUUCUUUGUUGGGCCAAUACUCUGGUUCCCCAAACUCAAAAAAGUUGAACACGACGUUUGUCUGUUUUUGAUCUGAACGCUGCACUAAUUCUGUUUAAGAGGUGGUU
This is a messenger RNA of Lineus longissimus, 2691 nucleotides long. Its product is annotated as eEF1A lysine and N-terminal methyltransferase-like. Lineage: Eukaryota; Metazoa; Nemertea; Pilidiophora; Heteronemertea; Lineidae. The transcript has 14 exons. The record is from RefSeq and is a predicted model, not a curated record. The coding region runs from base 124 to 2178 and encodes 684 amino acids. Gene Ontology annotation, molecular function: S-adenosylmethionine-dependent methyltransferase activity.